GAGAUUCCAAAGACCGGGAUCAAAUUUUUUACGUCUGGAGUUCCGUUUCUCACACUGAGUAGCGAAUUAGUGGAAUUCUCUACCAGAACACGUAGUAUCAUUACCUUCUGCUGUAACAUUCGAAGCCGAAUCGUAUCUUCAUAGUACUUCAAAUUGAAAGGAAUUCUAUGGGUCGAUAGACCUCUUAUCAUCACUGCUCAGAACUGAAGGCUGUUUAUCUAUAUCAUAUCAAGGUUAUCGGAACAAGCGAUGCUCCAAAAAUAGGUACUUAUCAUGCUUAAAUGGUCCAAGGAUAAAAAAGAUGACCAACCUACAGAUUGGCCAAAAUAUGCUGAACAUUUAGAACAUUGUGUUGACGAUGUACGACGUGUCGCAAGUGAUGUACACAGAGGUCUAGUGCAAAAUGUUCUCGUCAGUAAGAAAAAUAAAAAGUAUCCUGAGUAUGUACUGUCAACUAUUUUAAAAGAAUCCGUCGAUAAACCCAAUACAGAUGACCGACUUUUUGUUUGUGUCACUCGUGAAGCUAGUAAAGCUUUGUUAACUCUAUCUACAUAUCAUCGAGAUCAUGAGAAUAGAGUAGAACGUCAAAUUGUUGAACCACUAAAUCGUCUAACUGAAGAAACAUGUGUCAACAUUACAAAAGGUCGACGUAAUUUACAAAAAUGCUUGACAGAUGUUCGUAAUGCACGUGGACAAUUACAAAAAACUAUGCAAUGUAUACAAACAAAUACAAAUUCAAGUUAUCCUGGUUCUUGUAAUCCAUCUGUGACAAUUGAUGCAGUCAAUCGAAUUAGUCAAGCUCAACAUCAAUUAGAAGAGAAAAAAAGUGAAUUAGAAUCUUCAAAAGAACAAUUACUUCGUGAUCUGUAUUCAUUCGCCGCUGAAGAAGAAAACUAUUCACGCCUUAUACUUAAGUACUUUGAAUUACAAGAAAAUUAUUUAUCGGAUAGUUUACAGUUGGUUCAAAAAGUGAUUUCCGAUAUAUCCCAAACUAUCAGACUACAGAAAUGUCUUACUACAUUUGGCCGACAUCUACCUGAUCAUUUAGCCGAGACUAAACGAUCUAUCGCCUAUGUCCUAGACGUAUGUAUUAAUUAUUUGAAUCAAGAAUCUAUCAUGCAAGAAGAGGGUCUUUUUCGAAAGUCUGGAUCCCAAAAACGGACAGACCUCUUAGUAAAAGCUUUAAAUAUCAUGCAAAUCGAUGAACAUUUACUUAGAAAAUGUGACUGUGCUGUUGUUGCUGCUGCUUUGAAACAAUAUUUGCUUAGUCUUCCUGAACCAUUAAUCACUUAUGAUUUCGCUGAUCAAUGGGCUGCUGCUUCUAAAAAACCGAAUUCAGCAGCGGUUAAUCUACAGUUAAUUCAUAGUUGCCUUGAAAAAAUGCCUAAGGAGUUUCGUUUAAAUUUAGGCUAUUUAAUGUGCUUCUUGCAGAAAUUGUCUAGUCAAUCAGAUAUGAAUAAAAUGACUUCUGAUAAUUUAUCAAUAGUGAUUGCACCAAACGUGUAUAGACUUUCAUACUGUUCCAUGGGUACUGGUAAUAAUAUUGCCAAUGGCAGUUCAGUACGACAAAUUGAAGAUUUAGGAAAAUCUUUAGAUUUCUUACAAAGCAAUGGUCCAGGAAUUCAUUUAGUAGAUAUUCUUAUCCAAAAUGCAGAACAGUUAUUUGGUCAAGAGCAAGCCUCGUUUCGUGUAACUCAUGUCCCACCUAAUUUCGGAAUAAAAGUUUCUUCACAUUGUCCAUCUACUACUGGUUCUGUACCUUCAUUGAAGUCAUCAAAUUCCGGCACUGGUGUUUCUCAUGGAUUUGAUAGCAGUACCAUAGCGUUAAAUGAACAAUCAUCUCAGAAUGUUAACCAAUUAAUUGCUCCCAGAAAACCUGUUGGUGUUGAUCAUGAUUUUGGUGUUUCUACUUCUCAUUCAACUCAGUCUGCUAUAACUUCCAGGUAAUAGAUUACCUUAAUAAGUUAUUAUCGUUCUAAAAAUAUUUCUUUUCCAUUCUUACUUGUAUGUUCUUGUUAUUAGUUGUCUAUAAAAUCUUUGUUGAAGGAUGUCAAUCUACGGUCCUUGUAUGAUUAUUGACUGAACUUAUGUAGAAAUCACAGUGAAUUUCACCGGAUAAUGCGAAUCUGUAAGUGUAGUUGCUUUUUUCCAUCCCAUCUUACUGAACUGCGGAAAUAUCAGUUAAUAACAUCUGAUCUCUUAUUAUUUAUCGAAAUUACAAUUCUCCAUACAUCUCUCUAACCAACCUAUGAUUGCAAUUGUUAUAUGGUUCAAUGAUUCACACUAAUUCAACGAUAGGUCUUUUAGUACAAUCAAUCAAGAUCGAUGUCAAAUUUAAGUACUACUCCUAUACUUCAACGAAAGAAAAAUGCUGCUCCAAAACCACCAGUUCUUUUAAAUCCAACGAAUUAUUCAAUAACUCAUGUGAAUAAUAAUGAUCCUGAAAAAUCAGAAAAUCCCUCUGGCACUGACAUAGAAAACAAAAAUAAUGGUGAUAGUAACAACAUUUGUUGCAGUAGUCAUUCAGAAGUAUUAAUUCAUCAUUCUCAUCAUGAAAGUCUUCCACAAAUUAUAAGUAGCUCAACCACAAACUGCACAGAAUUAACAACCAUUAAUCAUAGUCAAAAAUUGUCAUUACCAUCACAAAUGAUCACACCACCAACUAUUCAUGAAUCGAAACUGAAUAAAGAUCUACCACCUAAACGACCCCCACCACCUGAUGCUAAUUCUAAGUCGAAUAAUUCUACAUUAGAAUUAGAUACUGAUAAUGUAACUGUUAUGUAGAAUAAUCGAUUUGUGUUCAACUCUAAGUGUGCUUGUUUUUUUUCUACUCAACAGAAAUUAUUAUCCAUAUCCUCCCACUUUUUUCGAGGUUUUUUUUAAACAAUUAGAAACUGCUAAAUUUAUGAAAAUCCCUUGUAAUUGAUUAUGUUUAUAAUACUUCUAACUACUACUACUUUUGUCAUAUGUAAGUAGUAAUAGUAGUUUAUUUAUGAAUAAAAUAUGUAAUUCAUGUUCAUUUCUCCUCUUCUAUCAUUUGAUAUUAGUCACUUUUGUUUAAAAACAAUUUCUCUAUCAUGAAUUUCCUGAUACAAAUCAGUCAUGUGUUUUGUUUUGUUUGUCGAAAGAAACUAUAAUAUUCCUAUUUAUUACAAUGUUGUAAACAAUAAACAAUUUUUUUUGUUGUGCAUGAUUAUUCAUACAUAUGUAUCCAUUUGCCAACUUCAUCUAUAUUUAGCUUUAUAUUCAUCUCUAAUGUUGCAACGGCGUAAGUGGACAAUGAAUUUAUGUUUAAAUCGUCUCACUAAAUUGUUCUCAAUAUUGUUUGUUGUAUGUGUGUGUGUGUGUGCAUGUACACACUGCACCAAAGAUUUCAACUUCCUUCACAAACCAACUUGUUUAUUUUUGUAUACUUAGAAAAACAAAGUAUGAAAAUUAUUAAUUUUCUUCAGUGGCCUAAUACAUUCCAAGUAUAUUAUUUGGUAUUCAGGUUUACUAGUUUGUUGUAUCAGUUUGUAAUAUUGUACAAGAAAGUUGUUGUGAUUCUUGUAAGUUAAUACAACCAUAUAUAACUUGUAAUAAUAACAGUUCGAAGCAUAUGCAUAUCAAUUAUCGUAUUAAGUGACACAUUAUCUUUUGCCUGUGCAACAGGAAUCAGUAUGAACAUCACAAAUAGUCUCGUUAUAAUAUUAUCAUAUUCUUUAAUCUGUAUACACUAUAUACUAUUUUUAAAUCUGUAAUUUUAAGUUUGACUGCUUUUCUAUUUAACUUUUUGAUUCAUUAAUGACUAUUUCACUAUUUCCUGCGUUAGCUGUCACUAUGAUCAGAUGCUUGAGCAUGAAACUUUGAUUUUUUUUAUUCCCAAAUUACUUAUAUUUGUUUUCCUGUUGUUACUUUCUAAAUCGUCUUCCAUUUCCUUUACGAAAUAAGCAAAAAAUGUUAUUUUUUAAAACAACCGUUGUUUUUUUUUGAAACAAGUACUAAGUAAACAAAAAUAAACGCUACCACAGUAGCAAACACUGCUGCUACUGAUUACUGUUGCUAUUCUUUAGCCGAUCGUAAUUACUUUAAUUUUUGUCGUUAGCUCCUGGAAUUCCUUGCACAAUUUGUACGGAUACAAUUAAUUGAAUUUCAUUUCAUCAAUUUUUAGAUGUUAGUAGUUGUUGUUGGCGUUUAUUGUUUUUAUGGAUGAUUAUUUUGUUUGUCGAUUUGUUCAACUGAAAUUGAUUUGAAGACAUUUUAAUUAAGUCUUGGAAGUAUUUUUUGCUUGAAUUUUAAGUGAGCUUUUCUUCUCGAGUCCUUGAUCAGGUUACUCAAUGAUACUCUAGAGAGAACUUGCUUCGAUCUUAUAUGAGGCCUUCACACGAUAGGCUAACUGAUUCAACCUUGGGGCUAGGAAUGUGUGCGUCCAAAUGGAACUCAAAUGGCCUUGUACAGUGACGAAAACUACCUGAUUGGUUGACAAGCGUGAGUGAAGACAAGUCAAAUAAAGCACUACUCGGUGUAUUUCUGAUUUGGAUUAGUGUAAAAGACACACGAAUAAACAGAUGACUUACAUGAUCACAACGCACAAACAACUAGAAAAAUACAUUUGUGUCCGAGCUGGGGAUUACGGUGGAAAAAUAGAGUACAAAAGGUUAGGUUUAAAUUACAAUAGUUUGGAACAGAAAACGGUAUGGCAGUGAGUCAUCCAUUAAACGAAAGCUUAUGGUUUAUAGAAUAGAUUUCUGACAAAAAUGUUUGUUCGUAUUUUAAAAUUUUGAACUGAGUGAAAUAACAUCCCACAAAAUAGCUCCUGUCGUUUGCCAUGUCUUCUCUAUUUUUUUGUUCACAUCAAGAGUCACUUGAAUUUUCUCUCACAAUUUGUUUAAGAGCAUCGUUAUAGUACUUAUAUGGUUUACAGCUGUUCUGUGGUAUCUAGUUUUUCUCUGAUGAUUUGGUGAUUUUAUGAAUGAAAACUUACCAAGUUGGAAUUAUC
Molecule: messenger RNA, 4978 nt
Organism: Schistosoma curassoni
Lineage: Eukaryota; Metazoa; Platyhelminthes; Trematoda; Strigeidida; Schistosomatidae
Source: the annotation of a GenBank genome assembly